Pseudo-nitzschia multistriata is the source of this 1519-nucleotide messenger RNA. Lineage: Eukaryota; Bacillariophyta; Bacillariophyceae; Bacillariales; Bacillariaceae. The record is from the annotation of a GenBank genome assembly.
GCGGAACAACUUUUUCUACACCACCACGAAAUUUUGGUCCCGGGUUGGAUCGCCAGUAGUCCAACCGACGAUUCGUACCGGUCGUGUGGAACGAACACGGCACCGAUGCGUUUGAUCCCGCGCGACACGGCACAGAAAACCCCAAUGAGAGGUGUGCUGGACAGCCGGUGGGCCCGAUCGAAGCAAGCCGCGAUCGACCCGAGCGGAGGACUGCGGCAGUGUAGGUAGAACAGCUGUACGGUAGCCUUACAUUAGCCUUUGUUUGGGCCAACACUCGCUUCUUUCAGCCGGCACACGGAACUAGCACGGCAAUCGGAUCGAGACGUCUCCUUUGCCCCCACCAUCCAAACCACCGAACGCAGCGUCCACAAAACAAAAGCGGAAAAGAUUGCAACCAUGGUGAAUGAAAUCGAGUACGAUCCGGACAACGAUUACUUCGCUAUUCUGGGUGUAUCUCCAGUGGUGACCCAAGCAGAACUAAAGAAACGAUACAAGAAACUGGUGCUCAAGUUACACCCCGACAAACAUCCCUUGGGUGCACGAAAAUAUUUUCACGUGCCAUUCACCCGCAUGCAGAAAGCAUACGAUAUUCUUAAAGACCAUUCAGAGCAUAUGAUGUAUUACCACUAUCGAAUGCGGUAUUAUACAAAGAUGUUUUUUCAGUCCAAGUCCAACGGUUGGUCCGAGUACUUGUGCGAGUUGAGUUGGAAACACAAACACAAAAUCGACACCGAAACUAAAAAAAUCGACGCCCUGAUCAGCAUAUCAGAGAAAUGGAAACAAGAAGAAAAGAAACGUCGGGACACGCAGAGAGCACAGGAGGAAGAACAUCGAAAAGAACACGAGCGUCAGAAAGAAAUCCAGGCAGAAAAAAGAAGGCAAGAAGAGGAGGAAGCCGAAAGGCAAAAAAGAAAACGGGAGGAACAGGCGAAAGAGAGAGAGAAACGAGCGACAGAAGACGAGGCAGAAGACAAUGCAGAACUGAAGGCAGAACUGAAAGCAGAGCUGAAAGAAGUCCAGCUGGAAUUUGAAAUCUGGGAGUUGCGCCAGAAAGUCAAAAGGGCAAAAGAAGUCGAGAACAGAGAAAGCGAGCUGAGAUUGCUGGAUGAAAAACGCGACAAGGCUAUCCAAGAGCUCAACGAAGCGCUGAACGACAAGAUGGAGAAUCUGCGAAACGAGUUCCGAAGGAAAACACAAACGCGCGAGGAACAGCACGAACGGGAGGUGCAGAACAAAAAGGCAUUCCACGAAACGGAGCGAGAAACCCAGAAAAUCGACCGCAAGCGCGUCCGGGACAGCUAUCGGUCGUGGGACAACGAAAUGCGGUCGAUUGUGGAGGGCGACGGGCCGCCGCCGGCGAAGGCACCGAAGCGACCCGACUUUUACAAGCCCUGCUUUGGCCGGAAAAAGAACGGCACGUACUGUCGGUUCUGCAAGAAAGCCGGAGGGUUUUGCUCCAUGCACGCGGACCAGAAAUGGUGAACCACGCAACCGGGAUUCCGUUGGGCAGCUGCACAAU